Molecule: messenger RNA, 1477 nt
Organism: Epinephelus fuscoguttatus (brown-marbled grouper)
Lineage: Eukaryota; Metazoa; Chordata; Actinopteri; Perciformes; Serranidae
Product: T-cell ecto-ADP-ribosyltransferase 2-like
Exons: 3
Coding region: 118-1074 (318 amino acids)
Molecular function (GO): NAD+ poly-ADP-ribosyltransferase activity; NAD+-protein-arginine ADP-ribosyltransferase activity
Source: RefSeq, a predicted model, not a curated record
GAAAAGCACAAUGUAAAGCAGAAGACAUUUUUCACUCUGGAAAAGGCUAAUGACAGCUCGUCUUCUCACAUAAAAGACAAAAACAUCAACAUAGUGCUGUUCAGGAUGUGAUGCACUAUGCCUUCCUGGGAGAGCCAAGUAUGUCAGAGAAAAACUUUAUUUGUGUGUGCCGUCACAUCCCUUGGUCUUUUGGUGGGACUGCUGAUAUUUGUUGUCACAUAUGUGACACUCAGCUGGCAGGAUGUCAUUGAAGAGGAUGUGUCCUAUGACCUGUAUGACGACUGCAGAUCCAAAGUCAGAGUUGUGACUGAUGCAGCCAUAAUGCAGACCUGGAACGCCAGAACAAACUUCAGUCAAGCAUGGAGCAACGCAGAGCAGAAAGCCAGAGAGCCCGCACACAAGUACAUGGAGAAAGAUCAUUCCAUAGCCAUAUACAUGUACACAGAUAUUAUGCUGCAACCUGCCAAGACUGCAGACAGACGUGGAAAACGACCAAAGGAGAUAUUUAAGCCGCGCUCCCUUUAUUUUUCCCUAAGUGAAGCCAUUCAGAUUCUGAGGCACAGUCAGGUGACAUGUCUCAGCACAAGUUACAGAACAGAGACCCUUCUACAUCUGAACAUCUCUGACAAACUGAUUCGCUUCAGCACCUUCGUGUUAGGAUCUGAUGGGGGGAACUUUACAAGGAAUGCUUCGUGUUUUGAAGUACACACGUGUUUUGGUGCUGAUGUAACGCAUUACUCAGCCUUGAAACUAAACAGUCAGGUGCUAAUUCCUCCCUACGAGGUGUUCAAAGUCACAGACACAGAGACAGACACACAGAGGUGUAAAGUCGUCUACAGACUGAAGAGCAACCUGAACUGUGUUUAUGAUAGAGAGAGUAAUAUGCUGCACCCAAUAUCUGCAUUACCAGUGGAGGGAUUCUGGCUCAUUUUUGUCAUCACUUGUAUGAUUAUUGUAUCUCUUUUGCUACCCUUUGUCAUUGUGAAGGUGUUAGACAACCACAAGAAAACUGCUGUUUACAGUGCCCCAUCAUUGCAUAGCAGCACUUACUACCCUGAUGGAGCUGUCAUUUAAAGGGCCAAGUUAAUUUUUAAAUAAAGAUGGUAAAUAAAGAUGGCAGCAAUCACACUGUGGCCCAGAGUAGGCUGUUUUAAAAAAGUAGCGGCACAGUGGUGUGGUGGUUAGCACUCUCGCCUCACAGCAAGAGGGUUGCCUGUUCGAUCCCGGGCGUGGGAGCCCUUCUGUGCGGAGUUUGCAUGUUCUCCCCGUGUCAGCGUGGGUUCUCUCCGGGCACUCCGGCUUCCUCCCACAGUCCAAAGACAUGCAGAUUGGGGACUAGGUUAAUUGGAGACUCUAAAUUGUCCGUAGGUGUGAAUGUGAGUGUGAAUGGUUGUUUGUCUCUAUGUGUCAGCCCUGCGAUAGUCUGGCGACCUGUCCAGGGUGUACCCUGCCUCUCGCCCGAUGUAGCUGUCCAGCC